Sphaerulina musiva SO2202 is the source of this 414-nucleotide messenger RNA. RefSeq names its product MGMT family protein. Gene Ontology annotation, molecular function: catalytic activity. The record is from RefSeq and is a predicted model, not a curated record. NCBI's taxonomy places the organism in Eukaryota, Fungi, Ascomycota, Dothideomycetes, Mycosphaerellales, Mycosphaerellaceae. The coding region runs from base 1 to 414 and encodes 137 amino acids. Gene Ontology annotation, biological process: DNA repair. The transcript is spliced from 3 exons.
AUGCCUCGAUCCGAAGAGGCUGCCUCGUGGUAUACCAUGGUCUACAGAGCCGUGCAGCAGAUUCCGCCUGGGUCUGUGACCUCUUAUGGCCAUAUUGCGACAUUAUUGGGGUACCCCCAGGUCGGCAUGUGCCUGAAAUACCUGCCCUCCGCUACAGACCAGCCGGACGCUCGCUACAACUGCGAUACGGUCCCUUGGCAGAGGGUGAUCAAUUCAAAAGGAAGCAUCAGCCAACGAGGGACAAAUGGGGCGGCUGAUCAGGAAACCGCCUUACUGGCAGAAGGUGUGGAAGUCGGCCGUGGAUCUCUAGGCGAACGAACUGUCGACUUUUCUAGCUAUGGCUGGUUCCCAGAAAUCCUACCCAGCGACGCCGAUGACGAGCAACAACAACAACAAGAGAGCAUGAACGCAUGA